AUGCAUCUUUCUAAAGAAUCGCGCAUUCAGAUGGCUAUUUCAGCUUAUCAGAAAGGCCAGGUUAAAUCAAUUAAACGCGCUGUGGCCCUUUUUGCUGUCCCCGAAAGCACUGUACGCGACCGGCUUCAUGGUGCUAAAUCACGGUCGGAAACACGCGCCAAUGGUCAUAAACUGACCGAAUUCGAAGAGGAAUUACUUCUAAAGCGAUUAUUAGAUGCAGAUACGCGAGGAUUUCCAAUUCGACCCGAAUUUCUACGUGGAAUGGCCCAGGUUUUACUUCGCAGUCGUUUACAAGACCCUACCGCAGCUAUCGGAACUAACUGGCCUUAUAACUUUGUUAAACGCCAUCCUCAGCUCCGUACGCGAUAUACAAGGCGUAUUACCUAUCAGCGCGCAAAGCAGGAAGAUCCAAAGGUUAUAGGCCCGUGGUUUGAGACCGUACGAGCGACUAUUCAAGAACACGGCAUACAUGAAGACGAUAUCUGGAAUUUCGACGAAACUGGCUUUGCAAUGGGAGUCUGCUCUACUUCAAAAGUGAUUACUGCAGUAGAGCGAAGCGAGCGACCGCGCAGAGUUAUUCAGGGCAAUCGUGAAUGGGUUACAAUCAUCGAAACAAUCGGGUCAAGAGGCGUAUAUCUACCGCCAGUCAUUAUAUUAAAGGCAAGCGUUCAACAGGCUGCCUGGUUCCAAGAACCUAAGCUGCCUCGCGACUGGUGGAUUUCUACUAGUCAGAAUGGCUGGACGACUGAUGAAAUAGGCCUUCUCUGGCUGAAAAAUGUCUUUGAACCGCUUUCUAAGCGCUAUAUGACUGGUGCAAAGCGCUUGCUUAUUCUUGACGGCCAUAGUAGUCAUUUGACUGCUGAAUUCGAUGAUUUCUGCAAGCAGAAUGCAAUAAUAUGUCUCUGCAUGCCUGCCCAUACUUCACAUCUUCUUCAACCGCUUGAUGUGGGCGUUUUUGGCCCGCUUAAAGAGGCGUACGGAAAGCUCCUUGAAGACCUUAUGGCUGCUGGCAACAACCAUAUUGAUAAAGAAGACUUCCUAUCGCUAUAUCCGGACGCCCACAAGCAAAUCUUUACUUCGGCCAAUAUCUGCAGCGGCUUUAGAGGAGCAGGGCUUAAGCCGCUUGAUCCAGAGCAUGUUCUUUCCAAGCUUACCUUUCAACUGCGUACGCCUACACCACCACUAGUUGAAGGCUCAGUUUCCUCUGCUUUUCAGACUCCGCAGAAUACUCGCCAGCUGAAUCGAAAGGUUCGAAGCCUGCAGAAUAGCCUUAAUAGAAAGCGGCAGCUUUCUAGCAGUCCUAUUGCGCAUAUUCAACAUCUGGAGAAAGCAGCGCAAAUGGCGAUGCAAACUACCCUUCUUUUGCAGCAAGAAAUUAGGGCUAUACGCGCUGAAAAUGGACGACAACGUCAAAAAAAAGCAAGAAGACGUGCUGAGAUAGGUAAUGACCGCCUUCUUAAUGUGCAGGAAGGUGAAAACCGCGUUCAGCAGCUUGAUACGCAGCUUAAUGAGCAGCCUGCGGAAUCUACUCUAGCGCCUCGUCGACGAGCUCCGCAGCGCUGUAGUGGGUGUGGAACAAUCGGACAUACAAUUCGAAAUUGCCCUAGUAGAUGGCUAUAA
Messenger RNA from Aspergillus terreus NIH2624, 1620 nucleotides. RefSeq lists its product as uncharacterized. Gene Ontology annotation, cellular component: nucleus. Lineage: Eukaryota; Fungi; Ascomycota; Eurotiomycetes; Eurotiales; Aspergillaceae. Gene Ontology annotation, molecular function: DNA binding; zinc ion binding. The coding region runs from base 1 to 1620 and encodes 539 amino acids. The transcript has a single exon. The record is from RefSeq and is a predicted model, not a curated record.